GUGCUCGAGCUGGAGCUGUACCAGGAGAACUGCUUGGUUAUUGGGAAAUGCAUACCAAAUACGGGCGUCUACCUUGGAAAGCGCUAUUUCAGCCUACCAUAAAAUUGUGCAAAGAAGGUCAUUGGGUCUCUCAAUACCUCGCUGCGGCCAUCAAAUCAAAAGAAGAUAUAAUUCGUAACGAACCGUCGUUGGCAGAAGUCUUUCUCAAAGGAGAUGGCACACCUUACAUUGAAGGAGACUACAUGAAGCGGUCUCAAUUGGGUAUUACUCUGGAGAAAAUUGCCGAAAAUGGUGUGGAAGAGUUUUACGGUGGCGGAGAAAUAGGCAAAAUGUUUGUAGAAGAUAUUAGAAACAUGGGUGGAAUUAUUACGGAAGAAGAUUUGAGAAAUUUCAAAGUUCGUUGGGAGGAUUCUGACCACAUUAUAGCGAAUGUUACUGAUGGAUAUACCCUCUACACAACUCCUUUGCCAUCUAGUGGUGCCGUCCUUGCAUUUAUGUUUAACGUGUUGACGGAUCUCCACACCGAAAACAGGGAAAUAUACUGGCAACGGGCAAUUGAAACAUUCAAACACGCCUAUGGUCAACGAACCAACCUAGGUGAUAUGGAAAAUGAGCCUGAUCUUAAACAGACUAUUGAGGAGACUUUCAAAAACAUGACUAGCCAAGAAUUAGCUGAUCAUAUACGUACAUUAAUUUACGAUAAUAAAACCUUUGAUGAUUAUGAAUACUAUGGAGCUAACUUCACAUCUGUGGAAGAUCAUGGCACCGCAAACAUGGCAGUGUUAGCAGCGAAUGGAGACGCUGUGACUGUUACCAGUACCAUCAACAAUUA
Rhagoletis pomonella (apple maggot) is the source of this 832-nucleotide messenger RNA. RefSeq names its product scoloptoxin SSD14-like. Gene Ontology annotation, biological process: glutathione catabolic process. NCBI's taxonomy places the organism in Eukaryota, Metazoa, Arthropoda, Insecta, Diptera, Tephritidae. Gene Ontology annotation, cellular component: plasma membrane. Gene Ontology annotation, molecular function: glutathione gamma-glutamate hydrolase. The record is from RefSeq and is a predicted model, not a curated record.